Molecule: messenger RNA, 868 nt
Organism: Belonocnema kinseyi
Lineage: Eukaryota; Metazoa; Arthropoda; Insecta; Hymenoptera; Cynipidae
Exons: 3
Coding region: 20-868 (282 amino acids)
Source: RefSeq, a predicted model, not a curated record
CUAACACUAUUCAUGAGUAAUGAAUGAAAAGACCCCAGAUAGUGUUUUUGUGCAAGGAAUGUUAAAAUUAAAUAAGGAAGCGGACCAACAAGCCCAACAAGAGUCUUUCUCGAAAAUUAACUUCAAGAUAGAAGAUAUAAACGAUUGGGGAAUGACUGUUAUUUCCAGUGGUAAAUACAUAGGAAAAACUCUUAAAGAGAUCUGCGAAACCGAUGAAGAUUAUUGCUUAAAAGCCCUCAGUCUAAGAAAUAAUCCUGAAUAUCCCGAAUAUAGGCAAUUCAUUGACAACUUUAUCAUAAAAAAAGUUCAUUCAUCGGAAAAGAAUAUCAAUGAGAUGAAACUUAAUCGAAAUUCUAUUCCCAAAAUGCUAAAAGAUAUGCGUCCAUAUCAUUAUGUAAGACUGUACAAUUGUUUUGGCGGAAUUACCAUAAUUCAUACAAAAGAAGUCCACAAUCCACAUUCGUAUUCAGAUUAUAUAAUCAAAAAUAAGCUCUCCGAUUUGAAUGGAGUUUUUUAUCGUUAUAUCAUUCAAAAACAGAUAUGUAAUUUGCAAAAUCGAGAUGCAACUGAUGAACAAGUAGAAUAUCUACUAAUUCAACCAACUUUGAAUUCCGAAUCAGAUUAUAAAAUAUACGUAAAUAAAGAGAAUCAAGUAUUAGAUAUUUUAAGUCAGAUUUACAAUAUUUCAGUAACUCAUCAGAAUUACCAUAUAGCCAGAAGAGACGCUUUGCAUUAUUAUAUCAGCGAAAAGAAAGUUUAUAAAAAGUUUAUAAUUUAUAAUCCGUUAUUGGGAUUAGAGCACAGCCUGGUAUUAGACAAUCUGAAUUUGGAAAAGAUGAUGGGUUUCUUCGAGGAAGUUAUUGUCUAA